GACUUCGUCCAAGGGAAGGGACUUGGUCUCGUUGUCAACUUGCAUGGUCCCCCGGGUGUGGGCAAAACAUUGACUGCUGAGGCAACAAGUGAAGUCACCGAAAGCCCGCUCUAUAUUGUUGGUACCAGUAACCUGGGAACCGAACCAUAUGCAUUGGACCAGAAUCUGAGAGAGAUUUUCGUACUCGCGUAUCGAUGGAAAGCAAUAGUGGUCAUAGAUGAAGCGGAUAUCUUCCUGGAGAAGCGAGACUCGAACGAUGACGUAGAGCGUAAUGCUACUGUGGCUGUGUUCUUGCGACAACUCGAAUAUUGUCCUGGCAUCCUCUUCUUCACUACAAGUCGUGCCUCUGUGUUUGAUGAAGCUAUGAUGUCUCGCGUCCAUGUUUCGCUCUCCUAUACUCAGCCAGAUGCGACAGCGCGAGCCAAUCUAUGGACUGUGUUCCUGACGAAAGCUGACAUUCCGCUGGAGUCCAUUGAAAGACACGUGGUGGAGUUGAGUCAGCUUCCCCUGACCGGUCGCGACAUCAAG
Molecule: messenger RNA, 528 nt
Organism: Gloeophyllum trabeum ATCC 11539
Lineage: Eukaryota; Fungi; Basidiomycota; Agaricomycetes; Gloeophyllales; Gloeophyllaceae
Product: P-loop containing nucleoside triphosphate hydrolase protein
Exons: 4
Molecular function (GO): ATP hydrolysis activity; ATP binding
Source: RefSeq, a predicted model, not a curated record